Molecule: messenger RNA, 8727 nt
Organism: Mytilus trossulus (common blue mussel)
Lineage: Eukaryota; Metazoa; Mollusca; Bivalvia; Mytilida; Mytilidae
Exons: 7
Coding region: 76-8568 (2830 amino acids)
Source: RefSeq, a predicted model, not a curated record
CAAAAUUGUGACGUCACGAUUAUUUCACGGCAAAGAAGGUCGCACUGAUGAACUUUGCAAGAAAGAACAGAUAAAAUGUUUGUCAGGAGAGUUUUAAUUUGCUUGUUCAUAUGGAGUCUGUUUAUACCAGGACAAGCAGCAAAAUCAAAAAAGGAUAGUUCACCAGCAGCAAAUGAAGAAAAGGAAAGUCCGACAGCACCAAAAGUAAAAAAGGAAAGUGCGCCAGCACUAAAAGAAAAAAAGGAAAGUCCACCAGCACCAAAAGUAAAAAAGGAAAGUCCACCAGCAGCAAAAGAUAAAAAAGAAAGUCCACCAGCAGCAAAAAAACCGAGUCCUCCAGCCAAUGAACCUAGCCCAGAUGAUCCUAGUGGUAUAGAGAGGGAUGUAGACGACCCGAGGGAUAAGGUUUUUCACGAUAAAAGCGAGCUUUUGGCCACUCACCCAACAUGUCAUAUUGGCGCGGGUAAAUGUAGGAGAAAAAGGGAACUUGGUAGGAUAAAAACAGCACAGACAGAGGAAGGAAACGGCUUUCUUAAGGUUUAUGAAACACAUGGUAGCGAAAAAUUGAUUACAAGCAUUAUCUAUUUCUUAGAAAAUAACAAAUGUAGUAAAGCAAGUAAAUUGGUUGAUCUGUUGUAUAAGAAAGUAGUUCAGAAAGUGGACAAUAAUAAAAACAACAAAUUUACAAAUCCAAAUCUGACCCAAAAAUAUGGAUAUAAGAAAAGAAGGUCUACAGUAGUGCAGUUAGAAGAUGAAAUCUUUAACCAUUUUCAAGCCAACCAAAAACAUCAACGACGAAUGAAAAGAUUUAGAGAUAUGUUUAGUUUGUCGGAAAAGACAGUUUACUUGACCACACCUCUUCGACUUCAACAUAUUAUAUCAGAAAUUUACUACACAAAACCUAUGCCUGUUACUCAUAUUGAUGAACAGAUUAAACAUGAAAGAAAUCAUACGAACCAUUUGAAAGAUGAGUUUUUCAGAAAACACAUGUUAGUUAUUUUAAAUGAUCUAGAGAAAAAGACCUUACAAGACACUGGAAAGGCAAUUAAAGAGAUUGAAAGUUUAUUUUCGCACUACCGUGACCUAAGGACGACAUGGUUUUUAUCAAAAUUUAUUGAAUAUGUAAAAGGUUACAAGAAAAAGAACAUGGGCCCAUUUUAUGAUAAACUGGCUUCGAUGGAUUAUGAAAAAAUAGAUAGCAUGAAGGAGGAAAAUCUGCAUCACAAACAGGAGUUAUUAGAGAUUCUAAAAGUGAUCGACAACGAAACUAAAGCUCAUGCCAUGAUAACAGAUCUAUUUAAACUACUUGCAUUGCACAGUACAAUUAAUGAUUCUCAUGUGGAUACACUGCAUACCGACAGCUUUCUUGCUCAAAACAUUGAACUGUUAAUAAAUAUUAUGAAUCUUUUGAAAAACAAUGAGUGCAACAAGGCGACUGUACAAAUGAAAAUUUUAUAUAAGAAACUGAAGGAUUCAAAAGGCAGAAUUUAUAACAUGCCCACUUCGCCAAAACAGAAUCUAAUAAGGGGAAAUAAUGUACCGAGACACAAUGUACAAACGAAAGUUGUAUAUAAGACACUGAAGGAUUCGAAUGGCAGAACUAAUAACAUGCCCACUUCGCCAAAACAGAAUCUAAUAAAGGGAAAUAAUGUACCGAUGGACAAUGAGCAAGCAUAUAACAAGGAGAAGACGUUGUAUAGCUUAAUAUAUCUUGAGGAUAUGGUUGAUCAAUUAGAAAAGGGUCGAUCAAUAUCGUCAUCAAGUCAUCAUUUAGAAGAAUUUCUGAAAAAACAUCACACAUUUAAAAAUAAUGGUCCUGUAAGAGGUAUUUUACAUCUUUUAAAAGAGAAAUUGGUUACAAAAGCGCUGGGGUUAAUAAAGCUGUUGCGGCAAAAAACACUGCCGUCCGUUGAAAAUAAUAGGAAAAGAAGAUCGACGGUACCGCAAUCGGAUACUGUAUCAAUACUCCGCCGCAUAUUGUUGCUUAAAUCAUUUGGUGUGGAUAGAUUAAACCGUUUAGCUGAUAAGCUUACAAAGUCUGAAUUAAGAAUUACAAAACUUCAUCCGGAUCCAAAAUAUAGAUACGUUGUAUUAAAAAUUCUGAAAAAUAUUGUAAAUGAGGAAGACAAAAGAGCUUCAUAUUUGUUAGACGAUUUCUCAAAUUGGUUAAAUCCAAAAGGUAUGAAAAUAACAAAACAUUCUAAAUCAAGUACAAAUAAUCAUUUAUUUAACAAGCAACGCAAUGGAACGAUUGAGCCAUUUUCAAGCUCGAACCACAACAACAAUAACCUGGAAUUAAACCGUACGUUCCCAAGUAACAUAACUCUUACAUUCAAGCAGAAUAUCAAUAUUAAUUUAUUUGGAGAAAAAGACAAAUCCACGAAGAAUAUAGGAGGCAGUAAUACAGAGAAAUUAACAAACAGGCACGAUAACAAAUCAUGGCAAGGACGGCAGGUAUUGCCGAAUAAAAACGAAAUAAAUGAUUCCAAAGAAGUUAGACAGUGGCAAGACAAUUGGAGGUACCUGACAAAUAGCUACAGGAAAUUGACAGAUAUGGAAAAAGAAGAAAAUGAAAAGGGAAGUCAAAAUAAAAAAUUACCUAGGAGAUUACAACCAACCGAAAACACCAAAGGGAAAAGUCGAAAAAUAUAUGUAAAUACACAUAACCAGCAUCUAAAUAAAAAUAAAAAAAUGUCAGCAUCAAGAACUCCAAUAGAUAUAGAUCAAACCAUUUCUAAACUCACACCAAUAACUCUGAUGCACGAAAGCAAACAAUAUGAAAAUGCAAAUGCAGCUAUAGAAGCAGAGAGACAAACAGUUAAAAGUUUACAAAAAGAUCUUCAAACAAAAAUUAGUGCGAUUCUUCAAGCAGUUGAAGAGAAAAGUUACUUUAAAGCAAAACACCUUAUUUUGCAAUUAGAGGUUGAAAGAGAGUUACAAACGUUAGAAAACUUUUAUUCUAGGAAAGGAAAGUAUACUCCUAAUUUUAAACAGACAAGAAAAAGUUUAUCACCGACUAGAAAUAAAGAAAAAAUAGAAAAAGAUACUGAAAGUAAAAAUAAAAAGGCAACAAGGAAAUUAAAGUCAAAUAAAUUGGUUGAAGAGAAAGAUAAAAUUUCAAUAAUAGAAAAUGAAACUGAAAGUCAAAAGAAAAAAGCACCAAGGAAAUUAAAUUCAAAUAAACUGGCUGAAGAGAAACAAACAAUUUCAGAAAUAGAAAAUGAAACGGGAGGUCAAAAUAAAAAAGCACCAAGGAAAUUAAAUUCAAAUAAAUUGGCUAAAGAAAAAAAUAUAAUUGCCGAAAUAGAAAAUGAAACGAAAACGGGAAGUCAAAAUAAAAAGGCACCAAAAAUAUCAAAGUCAAUUGAAAUGACUUCUCGAGUUGGCAAUGUUCCGACAAAAAAUAAAAAGAUAUCAAAGUCAAUUGAAAUGACCUCUCGAGUAGGUAAUGUUCCAACAAAAAAUAAAAAGGCACCAAAGAUAUCAAAGUCAAUUAAAAUGACCUCUCGAGUGGGUAAUGUUCCAACAAAAAACAAACACGUGAAAGGAAAACCAAAUAUGCAAAUAAGUUGGAAAAGUAAGGUUACGGUUGGAAAUGAAAAAAGACAACAAAAUCAUCAAAGACCGGAAGAAGAAAACCCUCUAGAAAGGAUGGUUUCUAUAUUAUCAUCUAUUAUAACUUUAAAAGAGAACAAGCAAACCAAAAGAGCAAACGAAUUAAUAAAAACAGUAAGAGGGAAAAUGCAAGGAUUUUCAAAUGUUGUUAGAAAGAAGAUUGACUCAAUUUUAAAGUACAUACUGGAGGGAGAAUACAUUCAAGCUAAAUUACUUGUGAUAGAGUUGGAACAUCCAGAAGAAUCGCCUACAAACAGCAGAAAUGACAGAAACACUAUAGACGGUUUAACAAAUCGACGACAAGGAGAUGAAAAUCAUUUACAAGGCAACCAGAAAAGUAAAAGCAUAAUAGAACAUAAUAUCACAUAUAAGGAUGAAAGAGUUCAACCAAAGGAACCUAGAAAAAUGAGAAGACAUAACAAACAUUACCGACGACUAAAGAGAUCCAUGAAUUGGUCUCAUCAAGCUAAAACUGCUUUACAUAACAAAAUGCCAAAUAAAAAUGAUCCACAUGAAUGGCAGAACAAGCACAUGCCGACUGGUACAAUACACAAAAAGAUAAAUGAUCAUGCGGUUCCACAUGACUGGAAUACAAGGAACAUGCCGACUGAAACAACACAGAAAAAGAUAAAUGAUCAUACGGAUCCACAUAACGGGAAUACAAGGAACAUGCCGACUGGUACAAUACAUAAAAAGAUAAAUGAUCAUACGAAUCCACAUAACGGGAAUACAAGGAACAUGCCGACUGAAACAAUACAGAAAAAGAUAAAUGCUCAUACGGUUCCACAUCACGGGAAUACAAGGAACAUGCCGACUGGUACUAUACAUAAAAAGAUAAAUGAUUAUACGGUUCCACAUAGCUGGAAUACGAGGAACAUGCCGACUGAAAACAACCAGAACAAGGUGAAUAACGACUUUCUUACAAGGUAUGACAAAACAGAAAACGGAAAGUUGAUUGAGAGUAUUAUUUACUUAUUAGAAAAGAACAAAUGUAGUCAUGCAACUGCAUUAACUAGUUUGUUGUAUCGGAAUAUAGUGAAGAAAUUCAACAAAAAUAGAACCAAGAACAGUAAUUCGCAUAUUCAAGCUGCAGGAAGCUCAACAACGCAUCAGACAAGUUUGACUCAAAGAAUAACUUACUUAAACACACCUGGUCGACUUAAAUAUAUUAUACAAGAGCUGAGAGCAAAACGAUCGUAUCUUAAUGCUAAGCGCUUGAUAGCACAUGAAAGAUUAAUGUUCGAAUCGAGUGGAGAUGCACGAUUCCAAAAAGAAAUGAAAAAUAUUUUAGAUCAUCUUCAAAAUAAUAAAACCACACAGGCUGAUCAGUUAAUUGAAAGCUUAGUUGCACGGGACAGCGACUUGUGGACCGCAUGGUUUUUAGCAAGAUUUAAAGAUUAUGUAAACUACAAGAUGUGGCACUUUUGGAACUGCGUUAGAGAAAUGGUCUCUCGCGAUUAUGAUAAAAUAAUGAACAUUCCUGCAGCAAAUCUGAAAAACAAAAAAGAGUUAAUAGAUAUUCUUACGAUUAUAUUCAGCAAUAGAAACAAAGCCAUUGACAUGAUAACAGCUUUAUUUGAAAAACUUUUGAACACCGUGCCGGAAAUAAGUCAUGAGCACACAAUCAACAACUCAAGUAUUCACAAGUCUGAAAAUGAAAUACAUGACACUGACAGCUUUCUUGCUCAUAAUAUAAAAAUGGUAGAACAUAUAAUGUUAUUAUUAAAAAAUAAGCAGUGCAGUAGAGCGGCUGUAGCAGCUAAAAUACUAUAUACGAAACUAGAGGGUGCAAAAAAGAGAAUUCAGAACAAAAGUCUACAUAAUGUAGUUAAUGGGCCAAUCAAUGAAAAAGACAGGAUGUACACCAUGUAUAGCUUAGUACUUCUAGAGGACAUGAUUGGUCGAUUAGAUAGGGCCAAAUCCAUUUCGUCAACAAGCCAUCAUUUAGAAAAUUUUCAGAAAAAACAUCCCACAUUUAAAAAUCACAAAUCAAUCUCAGUUAUUUUAGAUCUUUUAAAAAAGAAAAAAAUUAAAGAAGCGAUGAGUGUAAUUAAACUGUUAAAACUUAAAACCCUGCCAUCAUUUGAAAAAGAGGAAGAUCAUAAUAAGAGCAGGAGAAGAAGAUCGAUGGUGCGACGGAAAUCGGAUACUGUAUCAAGACUUCGCCGAAUAUUGCAACUUAAAUCAUUAGGUGAUAAAUUCCAUAACCGUAUUGCUGAUAAGCUGACAAUGUCUGAAGUAAAAAUCGCAAAACAUCAUCCGGAUCCGGAAUAUAGAUUUGUUGUAUUCAAAAUUCUGAAAAACAUUGUAAAUGACGAAGUCAAAAAAGCUUCAUAUUUGUUGGACAAUUUUCCAAAUAGGUUAAAGCAGCAAGGUAUGAAGUCUGGAAAACCUAUAAAAGGAAGAGUUUAUUCUAAAUCAGGGAAAGCUAAACAUACAUUUAUUACAAAACACAAUGGAACCAUGAAGAUAAAGAAACUAAGUAAUUCCUCUGCUAUACCAUACAAGUCGAUAUCAAGCUCGCACCACAGUAAGAACGACAGUCAACAUAAAAUGUUUGCUAGACCUAAGAAGUUGGGAUCAAUUUACCACAGAAAACACGACAGUCCAUACAAAUUGGAAGCAAGCUCGAACCACAACAGAAAUAACCUUGAUUUGUAUCAGAAACUCCCUGGUAACAUAACACUUAUAAUCAGGCCAAAGUUCAAUAUUUUUCUAUCUGGGAAAAAACUUAACCCUCUAAAGAAUUCUACGGGUAACUAUAAAUUAGAAUUAACAAACAGACACGAUAGAAGAUUACUGCAAGGGAAGCAAAGCGUGCAGCAUAAACGAGAAAAAAUCCCUAUUGGUGAAGGCAAACAGAGUAAAGAAAAUAGAAAAUAUGAGAGCAAUAGACACAGAGCAUUGAUAGACAAGGGAAAACGUAUUAGAAAUACAAAAAUAGAACAUGCAACAGGAAGUCGUAAAAAAAAUAUAUCAACUAAAGACGUACUUACCAAAGACGGAAAGAAAAAACAGACAAAAGACAACCAAAAUCUUUCAAGAUCAGGAAGUCAAGAACAUAGAAAAAAUGAGACAAAUAGAUACAGGGCAUUGAUAGCUAGAGAAAAGCAUAAUAAAGAUUCGAAAAUAGAAAAUGAAACCGGAAGUCGAAAUAAAAAAGCAUCAAUUGAAACCAAAGAGGGAACAGGAAAACACAUAAAAGACAACAAACACUUAUCAAAAUCAGGGAGUCAAAAAAAUAUGACAAAUCCUAAAAUUAUACAGUCAUCUAGUACACAACAUUUGCAGAAGUCACAAAUUAGUGAGCGUAUUGAUCCUAUAGAUCGAACAAUUUCGGAACUUACUUCAAUAACUUCGAUGCAGGAAAGUAAAAACUAUGAAAAUGCUAAAACAGCUAUAAAUGCAGAAAGAAAAAAAGUCAAAACUUAUCCAAAAGAUCUGCAAGGGAAAAUUGGUGCAGUUAUUCAAGCCAUUGAAGAGAAAAAUUUCUUUCGAGCAAGACAUCUUAUUUUGAAGUUGCAGGUUGAACGAGAGUUUGAAACGUUAGAUAACAUUAGUAUACAUGGAAAAAAGUCGGUUAGUCGUAAACAGAUGAAAGGGAAAAAUAAAAAAGCGAAAAUGGAAAAUGAAACGGGAGUUCAAAACAAAAAAGCACCAAGAAGAUUGAUAUCAACUAAACAGACCAAACAGAGAAACAAAAAUGCGAAAUUAAAAACUGAAACGGAAAGUUUAAAUAGAAAGGCUUCAAAGACAGUAAAAUCAAACAAAGUGACAAAAGAACAGAAUAAAAUUCCAAACAUUAAAAAUGAAACGGGAAGUGAUAAAAAAGCACCAAGAAAACUAAAAUCUACAGCGAUGUCCAAAGAUAAUAAUAAAGCUAAAACAUUAAAAAAUGAAACGAGAAGUCAAAAUAAAAAGGCUUCUAAGAGUUUGAAAUCAACUGGAGCAACAGAACAUAAAACUAAAAUUGUAGAACGAGGAAAAAGACCCGGAGGUCAACAUAAAAAGGCGUCAAAGAGAUUAAUUUCAAAUGAAGUGCUCAAAGAGAAAAAUAAUCAAUCAAAAUUAGAAAAUGAAACGGAAAAUAAAAACAAAAAAGCUUCAAAAAGACUCAAAUCAAUUAAGAUGGCCAAAAAUAAAAUUGAAAAAGCAAAAAUUGAAAAUGAAACGGGCAGUCAAAAUAAAAAGUCAUCAAAAUCAACUGAAGUAACAAAACACAAGAAUAAAGUUUCAGAACCAGAAAAAGGAAAGGGAGGUCAACAUGCAAAGGAUUCAAAGAGAUCAAAAUUAAAAGUACCUAAAGAAAAAAUCAAACAGUCAAAAUUAGAAAGUAAAAUAGAAAUUCGAAAUAAAAAGGCACCAAAGAUAUCAAAAUCAACUGCAUUGGCUUCUGGGAAGGCAAAUUCUCCCAAAAAUAACAAACAUUUGAAAAGAAAACCAAAGAUGAGAAGAAUUUUAAAAGAGAAAAAUACACAAACGAAUGGAAAGGAGAAAAGACCGGUAGGAUUAAACUGGCCUGAAAGGAUAGCAUCUAGUUUAUCAUCUAUUAUAGCUUUGGAAGAGAAGAUGCAAAAAAAAAGGGCAAACGCUUUAAUUAAAAAAGUAAAAAGGGAACUAAGCCACCUAUCGAAAGUUUUAAGGAAAAAGGUUGACUCAAUAUUAAACUACAUAAUGAAGGAAGAAUACAUUAAAGCCAAGUUACUCAUUAUAGAAUUGGAACAAUCAGAAUUAGAAGUAUCACCAGCAGCCAUUGGCAAUGACAGAAAUACUGAAGACGUAAGUCAGCUUACUUCAAAUAAAUCAGAUCAUUCGGCAUGGGGCCCAUGCAGUUCAACCUGUGGUGUCGGUAAGUCGGAAAGGAGGCAGCAGUGUCUAAAAGAAGACGAAUGUAAUGAACUUAUUCAUGUAGAAAGACGACCAUGUUGGCUGGCACCUUGCCCAGACGAGUAGAAAAUAAACCAAACAUGGAAAAUUGUAGAACUAUUAUAUUGACCAAUCAAAACAUUUCUUUAAGAUUAACAUUAGAAAAAAACUAUAAACAAAAUAAAAGUCUUUGUCUGAUUUAACUGAUCAGUCAUACAUAAUGUUGUAGAAUAUGAUCACACAUAA